AAAUUUUCAGAUUCUGAUAUUCUUACUUUCUUCCUUUCUCACCGCUCCUCAUCCCUUCCUCUUCUCUGUUUCUCUUGCAAACAGAGCUUUCUCCUACUCCUUCACCACCACAUUUUGCAGAGAGACUGUUCAGCUAUUUCCCUACUAUCCCGCCUCCGACUUCGAACGGUCGUCAAGAUGGUUCAAUCUUCUAUCCUCGGUUUCCCUCGUAUGGGAGCCAACCGAGACCUCAAGAAAGCCACCGAAGCAUACUGGGCCGGCAAAAUCUCCCAGGAUGAUCUGUUGGCUGAGGGAAAGAGACUGAGACUUGAACACUGGAAGAUUCAAAAAGAUGCUGGCAUCGACAUCAUCCCAAGCAAUGACUUCGCUUUCUACGAUCAGGUCUUGGAUCAUAUCCAGCUGUUUGGUGUCAUUCCUGAGCGGUACAGCAAGUACAACCUUGCACCCAUUGACGAAUACUUUGCCAUGGGUCGAGGUCUGCAGAAGCCUGCGACUGACAGCGCUUCUGCAGUCGAUGUCCCUGCGCUGGAAAUGGUCAAAUGGUUCGACUCAAACUACCACUACGUCAAGCCAACACUGCAAGACAACCAGACCUUUAAGCUCUCCUCCAAACCCAAACCCGUUGCAGAGUUCCUUGAAGCUAAGGAGGCUGGAAUCACAACUCGACCUGUCCUUCUGGGACCUGUGUCAUUCCUCCACCUUGGAAAGGCCGACCGUGGUCAAUCCAUUGAACCCAUCUCUGCCCUUGAGAACCUCCUGCCACUCUACGAGGAUCUGAUCAAGCAAUUGAAAGAGGCGGGUGCAGAGACUAUUCAGAUCGAUGAGCCAAUCUUGGUUUUCGACCUGCCAACUGCUGUCAAGCAAGCCUUCAAGACUGCAUACGAGAAGCUCGGAAGCAGUGCUUCCAAGAUUGUCCUAGCUACCUACUUCGGUGACAUUGUCCAUAACAUCGAUGUCCUCGACAACCUGAAGAGCCUCUACGCCAUUCACAUCGAUCUCGUCCGCAACCCUGAGCAACUCGAGACCGUUGCUGCUGCAUUGGGACCCCAACAGGUUCUCUCUGCUGGUGUCGUUAACGGCCGAAACAUUUGGAAGACAAACUUCAAACACGCAAUUGAGAUUGUCGAGGCUGCUAUCCAGAAGCUUGGCAAGGACAGAGUCAUUGUUGCCAGCUCGAGCUCUCUGCUGCACACUCCUCACACUCUUGCGAGCGAGAAGAAGUUGGAUCCUGAGAUCGCUGGUUUCUUCAGCUUUGCCUGCGAGAAGGCCAAGGAAAUCGCCAUCAUCGCUAAGGCUGUGACUGAUGGCCCAGCCUCAGUCCGAGAGGCUCUUGAAGCUAACGCUAAGGCUAUGCAGUCGCGUGCUUCGUCAAACAUCACCAAUGACCAGGCGGUGAAGGACCGACAAAGCAAGGUCACUGAAGAAAUGCACAACCGCAAAUCACCUUUCCCCGAACGUAUCGCUCAACAACAGAAGCGUCUCAACUUGCCUCUGUUCCCGACUACCACUAUCGGCUCUUUCCCCCAGACCAAGGAGAUUCGUAUUCAGCGAAACAAGUUCACCAAGAAUGAAAUCACUGCUGAAGAAUACGAGAAGUUCAUUGAGAAGGAGAUCCAGGACUGUGUCAAGAUCCAAGAAGAACUCGACCUUGACGUCUAUGUUCACGGUGAACCCGAGCGAAACGACAUGGUUCAAUACUUCGGUGAACGACUGAAGGGUUAUGCAUUCACCACCAACGGUUGGGUUCAAUCAUACGGUUCCCGAUGCGUGCGACCACCUAUCGUUGUUGGUGACAUUUCUCGACCUGCACCCAUGACUGUCAAGGAGUCCAAAUACGCUGCCUCUAUCUCGAAGAAGCCAAUGAAGGGUAUGCUGACAGGUCCGAUCACCUGCUUGAGAUGGUCAUUCCCUCGUGACGAUGUCCACCAGUCUGUUCAAGCUCAACAGUUGGCACUUGCUCUCCGUGACGAAGUUGUCGACCUGGAGAAGGCAGGCGUCUAUGUCAUUCAAGUCGACGAACCUGCCCUGCGUGAAGGUCUCCCUCUCCGCACUGGCAAGGAACGUACCGACUACUUGAAGUGGGCUGUGGAUUCUUUCCGUCUUUCAACCGCGGGUGUCGAGGAUGGCACACAGAUUCACAGCCACUUCUGUUAUUCCGAGUUCCAGGACUUCUUCUACGCUAUCGCAGCACUUGACGCCGAUGUCCUCUCCAUUGAGAACAGCAAGUCUGACGCCAAGCUUCUCAAGGUCUUCGUUGACGAGGCUUACCCACGUCACAUUGGACCUGGUGUCUAUGAUAUCCACUCUCCUCGUGUUCCUUCCCAGAAGGAAAUCGAGGACCGUAUUGCCGAGAUGUUGCAAUACCUGAAGCCCGAGCAGUUGUGGAUCGAUCCCGACUGCGGUCUCAAGACCCGACAGUGGGCUGAGACCAAGGCUGCCCUGACCAACAUGGUCAACGCGGCUAAGACCUUCCGUGCGAAGUACUCUAAGUAAGCUCCUAACAGCUUACAUUAUCCGGGGAGGUUUGUUUUUGCUCGAUCAAUCAACCUGAUCUGAGCUGGCGUCAACGGAAUUGGUGAUGAGAUGAUAUGAUGAUCAAAAGUGUUUUCAACAUGAUACCACGAUAGCAUGGGAGCUGGGCAUGAGUCGAUUUAACAUCGGCGUUUUAAUGACUAGCUCUGAUCCCAGACAGGGGACAAUAUGGGUGAUGAUGACGGAUUUGUAGGUUUAUGAUUCGGGAUGUUGGCCACUUCAACAGCUAUUGCAUGGCCGUGUUAUGGGUUUGGGAUUAAGGGAGAGAUAUGUCUUCUCAAGGUCGAGAAGGACACCACGGUUCAUAAGUACCUACCUAGGUAUACAAUAUGUAGCCAUCUCGCUAUCCACAAAGAUACUUCAAGAUCA
This is a messenger RNA of Exophiala xenobiotica, 2901 nucleotides long. RefSeq names its product 5-methyltetrahydropteroyltriglutamate-homocysteine S-methyltransferase. The record is from RefSeq and is a predicted model, not a curated record. Gene Ontology annotation, molecular function: 5-methyltetrahydropteroyltriglutamate-homocysteine S-methyltransferase activity; zinc ion binding. Bases 178 to 2493 code for a protein of 771 amino acids. The transcript is spliced from 3 exons. NCBI's taxonomy places the organism in Eukaryota, Fungi, Ascomycota, Eurotiomycetes, Chaetothyriales, Herpotrichiellaceae.